This is a messenger RNA of Fusarium mangiferae, 501 nucleotides long. RefSeq lists its product as uncharacterized. Gene Ontology annotation, biological process: translation. NCBI's taxonomy places the organism in Eukaryota, Fungi, Ascomycota, Sordariomycetes, Hypocreales, Nectriaceae. Gene Ontology annotation, molecular function: structural constituent of ribosome. The transcript has 2 exons. The coding region runs from base 1 to 501 and encodes 166 amino acids. Gene Ontology annotation, cellular component: ribosome. The record is from RefSeq and is a predicted model, not a curated record.
AUGUCUGCCUGGAUGACGGUUCUCGACACCGCGGUGAAGGUGGUCACCGUGGUGGCCUACUUCUUCACCUCGGUGCAUUUGGGGGCGAAGUUUGUCCGGUGGUGGGGCAAGGGGAAGAAGGACAAGAAGGAGACCGACGAGUCUGAAAUGAUGGAGAUGGGGCUUGUGCCCAGAGGGCGGUUUGGGGACCACAUGAAAAUGCAGGCGGAGGCGGCUUGGAUGGAGGAGUUUGGCCCUGUGCUGGAGGAGGCGAGGGUAGUGGCCCGGAUGGCAAUCCAGGCCGAGGUGACGGGUCUGGAGGGCAAGCUCAAUGCCCAAGAAGAGCUACAACGAGAGAGGAGACUUCUCUUCUCAAAUCUGGAGGACAAGGUGACUCGGCUUGAGCAGAUUGGCCUCCUUGGCCGACUUCAAGCACUCGAGCGCGACGUUCCCGUCGAUCUCUCCCGUCGGCUCACUGUUCUCGAGGGGACACUACCCUCCGUCACUCAUCGCCAUGGCUAG